GCGGCCAUGGCGGCCGGGGCUGUGGUGACGGGACGGCCGUGGCGGCAGGAGGGGGAGGGGCCUUUCCUCCACACCCUGAUUGGCUCGCUUGCGCCCUUCCGCUCUCCUUUCGUUGGCCGGCAUAGCCAUCGUGGCCCGCCCCUUUACUCUGCCACCUUCCCACUGGCCCGCGAGGGGAAGACUCGCAUCCUGGUUGGUUCUCUGGCUCCGAGGGGGCGGAUGACGAGGAGGGCGGUGAUUGGCGCAGCCGGCGGGCGCGAGGGGCGGCUCCCGGACGUGAGGCGGCGGCGGCGGGCGAUGGAGCUGGGGGGUGGCGGGCCGGCGGCGGGCCCCGGCCAAGGGGCGCUGGGGCGGGGGGGCCUCGAGUUCCUGCAGCACACGGCGGGCUCCCUGCUGUCCAACUAUGGCUGGUACAUCCUCUUGGCCGCCGUCGCCAUCUAUCUCCUCAUCCAGAAGAUAUCUCAGAGCCUGGCGGCCAGGCCGAGCAGCCAGCCGGGAGCAGCUGACGCAGCUGUGGAACCUGAUGUGGUGGUAAGAAGGCAGGAAGCUUUGGCAGCAGCUCGCCUCAGGAUGCAAGAGGAGUUGAAUGCACAAGCAGAAAGAUACAAAGAAAAACAAAGACAGCUUGAAGAAGAGAAGCGAAGGCAGAAGAUAGCAAUGUGGGAGAGUAUGCAAGAAGGAAAAAGCUAUAAAGGAAACCUGAAACUUAAUCAGCAAGAAGUAGAAUCUGGUGCCUCCACCUCAUCAGCAGUCUCGAAAUCUAAACCAAACAAAAAGCCCUUGCGAGGGAGUGGCUAUAACCCCCUGUCUGGAGAAGGAGGCGGAACUUGUUCCUGGAGACCAGGCCGGAGAGGCCCAUCAGCAGGUGGAUGAGGCUAACCUCCCUAGUGUCUCAUGUCACUAGCAGGCUUGAUCUUACCCACUGUCUAACUGCCUAUGGUUUGCCUGUCACAGUGACUCCUUUGGGACUGGGUUUAGUGCAGGUGUUAACUUUGAAAACAGAUUUACACCAUUUCCAAAUAGUAACGCAGAAGCUGAUACUACACAAGAAAAAUACCUGAUCCUCUUAGAGAGGAUGAAGAAAGAAACAAUUUCAGUGUAAUCAGUUAAUUAAAACUCUUCUGUAGAGAGGAAGCAUAGUCUCUAGCCAAGGUGAAUCACCUGGGAUUGUGAGAUCUGGGUUUUAUGGCUGGCUAUUCAAAAGACUGGCCUCAGGCAAAUUUAAUUAUCUACGCUUGGUUUACCUCUGUAAAAUGAGGGUAUUUAUCAUCCUUAGACAUGUGUUACCAGAUUUACUGUGUUUGGCUGGAAGGUACUUCAGAGGGGAAGAAUAUUAUCAUCAUCAGAUACCUUGAACUUUAGGAGGAGGGACUUUCAGAAAAAACGGGUGAACUGACAAACACCACAGAUUUGCACCAAAGGCCGGUUAUUGCAGAAGAGUCUCUGUGACAAGCUACCUUGAAUGAUGUUUUCCUUAUAAAUGGUAAACAAACCAGUGAGGAUUACUGAUGCUAGACAGCAGAUGGGGGGUUUCUUGCUAUUCUUUUUUUUUUUUAAUUUCAAUUGCUUUGUAAAAACAAAAUACUAUUAAUAUUAAAUAUAAUUGCAAACAAAUCAUAAAGCUACUAUUUACAAUUGUGGUUUUCUACAGCAUCUUUUUAUAUAGAAGGCAUAUGUUCUAGUGCAAUAAAUGUGUAUAAAGCAAGAUGAGAGAUCAAAUGAAAUUAUUUUCAUUUGACUACUUCCAUAAACAAAAGUUUUUUUUCAGCUGUUCUUUUUGGCUUUUACGAGUUUUGUUUUAUUUGGGAAUUCUGUUUUCCGCAUCAUGGUUUUAGAAGAAUCACCUUCAGGUUAAGACCAAAUCAAGUUUUCCCAAGUUUAAAAAGCAAAACUCCCCAUUCUCUUCCCCGCCCCCAGUAAGCGAUUCUGAAGUUGUAUAGACUGCAUUACUGGUUGUUAAGCACUACGGCUGUAUUUGAAUCUAAAUCAAGAAAAAAUGUAACAAAGGCCUUUGCUCUAAUAGAGCAGAAUGGGUUUCUUUACGAAUUACUGUCGACAAAUACGGUUUGAGGAGGAGGGGAUUCAUAGGCGUGGUCAGCUCUAACACUGCAAGGUAUUCAAAGGGAAAAGAGAAGCCACAAACUGCGCUGAGAUCUGUGUGUUGCGGGCAGCAGGACUGUGUAUAGCUUUACCAAUGCAGUGUUAGGGCUACGCCUCGGGGACAUUAAGAACUUUGUACUGCCUUCUGUUCUGAACGUGUCUCAGGGUGGGAACCGAUAGCCUGGCUGCACGGCUGCCCUGCAUAGCCCAGCUAGAUGCUGAGGUGCGUUCUUGCUCUGCUGCCAGCUUGUGCAGCACAAAAGCUGAGGGUGGUCUGUGCUGAAAAGGGCCUCUGGCUAGCAAACGUAUAAAACUUGCACGUGAGGGACUGUAAGGAGUAAAGAACUGAAGCGUGUGCGGUCUUCAUCCUUCUGGUGUUAUAUCCAGCACUGUGGAUAGAAAAUAAAGUUAGAGCUGGUCAUCGUAAAUGAGCUUUCCAAACAUCCCAUCCUCUUGAUAUGCUCUCUAGCACAAAAUGCAGCAGACGAGUAAAAUUCAGGCUGUCCUUGACAAAGAGUGAAAUAGUUCCUGUCGGCGUCAGAGAACUGUCCCUGUGUCUGAUUACUGUUACUGAGCUUGUAUAUAGGCAUUAAAAUAUGUAUCAGUGUUCCAUUAGCAUAGCGUAGGGCUGCUUGAACACUUCAUUCUAAAUACUUGUGCUUGGAAUAUUUGUGUUCAUCAAUAGGUAUGACUGCCAACUUUGAAUACACUGUUUAUAUGUAUAUAGAUACUGCUCUGUGUGUCAGGUGAUCCAUGAUUUUCUAGUGACUAUAAAUGUAACAGUAGCAUGUUUCUAGUAACUUUUAAAGUUGCCAGCUAAUGAAAUGGAAAGGCAAAGAACCUUUUGCUUUAGACCCAUGAAGUGUGUGUUCAAGUGCAUAUAGAAGAUGAAGUGAGAAGGCUAUUAAUAUUCCUAUGGAAACUAGUUUUCAUUUCCUGUCUUCUGUGCAUUUUGGUAUGUAAACUUAAUUUCCAUUGUUGUAACAUAGACUGGUGUGUGUAACUUCAGGUUUUAAUCUUUAAUAAGGCAAAAAAAAUAGAGGUGGGGAAGGAUAUUUUCAAGAUCUGAAGAUUCCUCAUCAUUAAAGAGGACUAAGUUGUUAUCUUACUCAUGCCUCUGGGGAACAUUUUCCCCUUGUGUUGGGGAAACACGCAACAGACUGAGGUGGUGUCUUCAGAAAAACAGCUGGGGGAGGUUGUUGUCUUAAAGAAGCAGAAUUCCUUGUGUUGAUAAAAUGGUAAGGAUGGCUUGAUUUAAUUCAGUAAAAACAUUUUAAGAAAUAAAUAAGCAGGUCUGAACUGA
Harpia harpyja (harpy eagle) is the source of this 3403-nucleotide messenger RNA. RefSeq names its product selenoprotein S (gene SELENOS). Gene Ontology annotation, biological process: retrograde protein transport, ER to cytosol; endoplasmic reticulum unfolded protein response. Gene Ontology annotation, cellular component: Derlin-1-VIMP complex; endoplasmic reticulum membrane; Derlin-1 retrotranslocation complex. The transcript has 6 exons. NCBI's taxonomy places the organism in Eukaryota, Metazoa, Chordata, Aves, Accipitriformes, Accipitridae. Bases 7 to 873 code for a protein of 288 amino acids. The record is from RefSeq and is a predicted model, not a curated record.